AUGUACAAGCUUCAAGUGGUUCUGGUGCCACCCAGCCCAGGUACGGGAGCUUUUCCGCUCCCAAUGAACCCUCCAACAACCGAAAACUCACAGGUUCUUCCCUCCGGCGGUGGUGUUAACGGCUCGGCCAUUCUAGGCGGGGGCAGGCCAGACUUGGUUUCUACCACUUCUGCCAACAACCUGUUUAUGUCAAGCUUUGUUUCAAGUCAUAUCCCUCAGCCAAAACUCAGGAAACUGCUGCACUUCACAAAGCCAACCAACACGCUUUUCACGCUGGCACAGGAAAUUGUGGAGAGAUGCGACAAACUAUACCCAAACUUGGCGCAGCCCGUGGAGGUCCUGACGCUGCAGGACUCCAACGAGUGCGAUCUUGACCCCGACUAUCUUGUCAAGGACGUAUUUAUCGUCGAUAACGUUGUCCGCGCGGUGUUGAGGAACGAUAUCGAGAUCGCCGAGGAGGACCCUCAAUCCUUGUACUCUGUGAAACGGAGGCGUCUGAACAGCUCUGCGCCUAGCUCGGGCGGCCAGUCGAACGUCCUUCACAUUGCCAAGAAGCGGCCUCAUAUGUUGCGAAACUCAGCCGCAAUGCGUGUUUCCACGCCGCUAGCAAACCAAAUCUACCCUCCCGCAGGAGGGAGACAAGUCAACUCAGACUACGAAGACGAGGAUGUUGGAGAUCGGUCUGUCUUGCCUCCGCCACAGCCGCAGUCGCAACCUAUCCGCAUCAGCUCUGGCGUUGACAGUGCCAAGAAAAUAAAUUUCAACGAAGAUACCGUUUCGAGAUCCGAGGCAGUAGACCCUGAUAAAUCAAGGCAACAACGGUUGCCUUCCGGAACACCUAUGCGCAGCAUUAACAACAAGAACGCCAUGACGCCUGAGAGGUCUAAUGCCCAAGGACAAAGUGCGGCGGCUGAAUUGACUAGCAAGGUGUCCGCUACGCCGCUUGCUACAAACAAUAGAAUUACAUCUGGUAUGCUGAGAAUACCAGAACCAAAAAUAUCUGAAGUUGAGAACGAGCUGAGACAGGGCCCCGCAAGCCCCUCUGCAGAGCUCCCGGCUCGCCCUGACCGCAUUCCCAUGAAGAAACAACAGCUUCCUCAGUCAGACGAUGAUGAACAAUCCGACCCUUCCGCUGAGGAGGAGCCAGUCUUGGCUGAACUUAACAACCAGCAUUUUGAGCCCGGUUUGAAAAAUUCUGCUUCCCGUCAGACGUCCAUUGCUGAUAACAACGGAUCUCCUAUCAAAGAUGGGAACAAGAUCGGUAACGUGAACUUGGCGGAAUUGCCACAGGUUGGGAGAAGAGCUACACGCAAAUCUUCCCUCGAGAGCAAGGUUGAAUCCCUCAUCAAGAGCGCAACAAACCUAUCUGAAGAGGCAAGAGAGGACAUGCAGCGGCGCAAGGAAGAUUCCAAUAACGCAAGAAGGAAGGACACUUUUUCAGAUGAAGAUGAGGCUGAGGAAGGUCCUCUUCAGGACGACCCUAACGACACCGUUCGGGUUAACCAUUUGGAUAGCGCCAAUACAAGCUUCCAAAAAUCUGAACUGUUGUCCAUGCUCAAGGGAAACAAGUUCAAUAUUCCUUCUGAUUUUAACAAGAGAUCGCUGAGAUCGAACAGGGGCUUCGUCGAUAACGUAGUUCAAAAACCUGAUACCAACCCUAAAGAUGUGAUAAACCAACGAGUCCAAAGAGGUGCCGCAAGGAAAGCCUCCGAGCUGCUCUCCUCGGGCCAAUCAAGAGCUCAAGAACCGUCUUCUGAAAGCGAUGAUGAGUCAAGUGGUAUCGAAACUGACAGGAGUGACAGUGGCAAAAUUACAGUGCUAGAAAACGAGGCCUUGAAAAAGCUCAAUAUCCAUCCGCUGAAGGAGCGAGUUAUUGGAGAAGAGCGUAAGGAGCAGUCUAAACCUGAAAAGGAAAUACUUGAACGCACUUCUGUUAUUUCGUCUGUUGAACCCCAGCCAGAUCGGGAAGAACUGCCUGGUCCUGGUGUUUCUAGAGGCGUUAAGCGUUCUGCUGCGAAAAUUCCUAAAAGCUCUCAGCCUGCAACCAACGAACCCGCGAAGGCAGCAAAUGGCAAGGGGAUUAAAGGCAAAUCUUUGGCCAACAAAACUCAGAAGCCAGAGCCCCCUAGCGCUGUAAGCUCUUCUUCGUCACAAGACUCGUCGCCAGCUUCUGGUCAAACGGAGACCUCGAGCGAACAUCCUAACACUAUUCAAAAGUCGCCAUCCCGAGAGGAAGUCUCCUCGAAAUUAAUGAAAGCCAUCUCUCCUGCUCCAGGGGACCUCGAAACCAAGGCUUAUCAAAGUCCGGAAUUUAUUGAAGACUCUGAUGAAAAUGAGCUCACGAGCGAAAAGGCCUCCGCCAGCGAAGCGUCGAUUCCUUCUAAGGACCAGCAGAAAAAGCUUCCUCCAUCUAUUUUAAAGAGGAAGGAGGAAGCUGAGAAAAGGAGAAAGGAAAGAGAAGCAGUCAGAAAAGCGCGGGAUGAAGAAAAGGCGAAGAUUAAGGCCGAGAAAGAAGCCAAGAAGAGGGAAAAGGAGGAGGCUAUUGCACACAAAAAAGCAGAAAGAGAAGCUAAGAGAAAACUUCGGGAAGAAGAGGCCGCGAAGAAAAAAACGGAACGGGAGUCCCGUUCUGGUGCAAAAGGACCUCGUGGUGCUUCCAAGCAAACCACAAAACCUGUGAAAGAAAGUAAGCCAGCCGAUGAGAAUAUAACUUCUGCCAAAGCAGCGGAUAGCGGCACUAACGAGAAGCCAGUCACCUCAAAUCCACCAGAAAUUGGCAGCUCGAAGUCUCAAAAUCAUGUGGACGAUAAGAACACAGGCUCUUUGAAGCCCCAAGACUUAGCCCAGUACUUCGCUACAUCUGACAAAAACAAAACAACUGCUGCUCAAAAAAACACUCCAACCAGCUCACAGGUUGCCGAAACCACUGAUGAAAAUGAUACAAAAUUAGAGAAAUUAAAGUCUCAGUUCGCGUCAGGUAAGCCUCAAUCAGCUGAAAGUAAGGUCAAAGCUCCUAUGGAGCCAAGCACCCACUCUCAAAUAUCCCCUGAGACUUCUACUAGCUCUGAGUUGCCUGAUGAGGACAGUUCCUCUAAUGAUAACGAGUCCUCGGGUGAUGAUUCGUCAGAGGAUGAGUCCACACUUAACACAAAAACUCGGAGAGGUAUAGUCGACACUCCCAAAGGUGCUAUUAUUUCUAUUCCAAAAAGAGGGCAGAAGGAUGAAUUCUCAGGUGUUGAAAGUGCCCCACAAUCCACCCAGACAGCACUCGACAACAAGUCACCUGAAAAGACUCCAGCCAAGGUUCCAGUCACAAGAAUGAUGGAGAUGUCAUCACCAGCAGCCGCCUCAAAAUCGCCCUCUUCACCUAAAGUCACCAAAAAGCCAGAAUCAAAGCCAAGCAGGUCUUUAAGCUCGUUGUCAGAUUUGGUUUCUCGAGGUGUUCCUGAAGUCAAAGAAGUAUCGAUGAAGAGUGCAACUCCUCUUCGCUCAUCUACCGGAAAAGAAGUAUCUAGCGACGAUCAAAGCGAAGAUGAUUCUGAACAGAGCGACAGCGACGAUAGCGAAAGCAGCGAUGGCUCCUCUGAUGGUGAGGGUUCGAAUUUCAUAAGCGCUAAAUCAGCCAGUAAGGCGUUGGGCAGAAAUAAAAAGUCGCAUAGUGGGUUUGCCUCAUUGGUCAAAGACUCCAAAAAGAACUAA
Messenger RNA from Lachancea thermotolerans CBS 6340, 3699 nucleotides. RefSeq names its product Net1p (gene NET1). The record is from RefSeq and is a predicted model, not a curated record. Gene Ontology annotation, cellular component: nucleolus. The transcript has a single exon. Gene Ontology annotation, molecular function: phosphatase activator activity; rDNA binding. Bases 1 to 3699 code for a protein of 1232 amino acids. Gene Ontology annotation, biological process: rDNA heterochromatin formation; negative regulation of septation initiation signaling. NCBI's taxonomy places the organism in Eukaryota, Fungi, Ascomycota, Saccharomycetes, Saccharomycetales, Saccharomycetaceae.